GCUGGAUUGAUAGCGUGACGUCAACGCGCCGCUACCUCUCCCAGAGGGCAGGAUUAGUCUGGAGCAGCAGAGGCAGCGCUCCGGUAAUCUCCCGGUAAUAAAUGGGGGAGACGUUCAGAACCGCCGCUACCGAGUGACGCUGCAGGGACCCCUGACAUCCCCCGGAGAAGGUCCCUGCGUUUGGAGCACGAUGGGUCCCUUCGCGACGCCGCAACAAACCGACGCGCGCCUGGCAGCAGCCUCACCUGCGAAGCCCCAGCGGAGGACAGAGGAGCUCCUCGGAGGACACUUUGCUGACUGAGAGGCACCGGGACCCGACAGGCAGACACCUCAGCGCACUUUCGCCAUGGAAGAGAGCCGGCUAGAGUAGCCCGCCGCAACCCACAGUAUCCACAACCAGACUGUCAGAGAAGAAGCCGAUCUUCGCGAUGACCCGAUAAAUUCCUGCCGCCGUCGCUUUCUUUGGAGACUGGAUUGACAUCCCCGUGCGGCAGAGGAGACGAGCAGAGGGGCCUUUUUAUUUGUUUAUUUCAGUCUUCAGAUGGACCGAGUGCCAUCGGCACUGGCCGCUAAGAUGCGCUGGAUCACGCUGGUGCUUGCCGGCUUGACUUUUUGGGGCAAAGUGUCCAUUUGUAACUGUUUCGACUACGGGGAGCCGGACUAUGAUUACUAUGAAGAGGACAAAGCGGAGGCCAUUGACUACAAGGACCCAUGCAAAGCUGCUGUAUUUUGGGGCGACAUCGCAUUAGACGAGGAGGACCUGCGCAUGUUCCAGAUCGACAGGACGAUAGACCUGAGACAACACACACACAUGCACUCGCACUCCAGACAGGGCCACACGUCUGGUGGCCUGGAAGAACAUGAAACUGUGAAGAAGAGAGGCUCGUUAUAUCUGCUGCUGGAAAGAAUACGGAGAUUUGGCUUCGACUUACUCCCAAAGAAUGAGAGCAAGGGAGAUGCCGGCGUGAAGACCCCGGCCGGGAAAGGCGGGAAGACCGGGAAGGUUGCGAAGAGCCGUAUUCCUCGAGCGGCCACAUCCCGAGCUGAGAGGAUAUGGCCUGGAGGAGUCAUCCCCUACGUCAUAGGAGGAAACUUCACUGGUAGUCAGAGGGCCAUGUUCAAGCAGGCCAUGCGUCACUGGGAGAAACAGACGUGCGUCACUUUCAUCGAGAAGACCGACGAAGAAAGCUACAUAGUCUUCACCUACAGACCGUGCGGGUGUUGUUCCUAUGUGGGUCGCCGUGGCAACGGGCCCCAGGCCAUCUCCAUCGGAAAGAACUGCGACAAGUUCGGCAUCGUGGUGCACGAGCUGGGCCACGUCAUCGGCUUCUGGCACGAGCACACGCGGCCCGACCGUGACGAUCAUGUGACCAUCAUCCGGGAUAACAUCCAACCAGGCCAGGAGUAUAACUUUCUCAAGAUGGAGCCUGGGGAGGUGAACUCUCUUGGGGAGCCGUAUGAUUUUGAUAGCAUCAUGCACUACGCCAGGAACACCUUCUCACGCGGGAUGUUCCUCGACACCAUCCUCCCGUCCAGAGAUGAAAACGGGGUCCGGCCUGCGAUCGGCCAGCGGACCAGGCUCAGUAAAGGAGACAUUGCACAGGCAAGGAAGCUGUAUAGAUGUCCAGCGUGCGGGGAGACGCUCCAAGAGUCAACGGGCAACUUCUCAUCCCCCGGUUACCCCAACGGAUACCCCUCAUACACACACUGUGUCUGGAGAAUAUCUGUUACGCCCGGAGAAAAGAUCGUUCUUAACUUCACCACCAUGGAUCUGUAUAAAAGCAGCCUGUGCUGGUACGACUACAUCGAGGUCCGGGACGGAUACUGGAGGAAAGCGCCGCUGCUCGGCAGGUUUUGUGGAGACAAAGUCCCAGACGUCUUGAUUUCAACCGAUAGCCGAAUGUGGAUCGAGUUCCGCAGCAGCAGCAACUGGGUGGGGAAAGGCUUUGCUGCCGUUUACGAAGCGAUCUGUGGAGGGGAAAUCACUAAGGACUCGGGCCAGAUUCAGUCUCCCAACUAUCCUGACGACUACAGGCCUUCCAAAGAGUGUGUGUGGAGGAUCGCGGUGUCCGAAGGAUACAAUGUCGGGCUCAGCUUCCAGGCUUUUGAGAUCGAGAGGCAUGACAGCUGCGCCUAUGACUACCUGGAGGUCCGGGACGGCCCCCUCGAAACGAGCCCUCUGAUCGGCCGAUUCUGCGGCUACGACAAACCCGAGGACGUGCGCUCGACCUCGCACACGCUGUGGAUGAAGUUCGUCUCGGACGGGACGGUGAACAAGGCCGGGUUUGCUGCCAACUUUUUCAAAGAGGAAGAUGAGUGUGCCAAGCCAGACAAUGGUGGAUGUGAACAGAGGUGUGUAAAUACUCUCGGCAGCUUCAAGUGUGCCUGCGACCCGGGCUACGAGCUAGCCCCAGACAAGAAGAGCUGUGAAGCGGCGUGCGGCGGCCUCCUGUCCAAGCUGAACGGGACCAUCAGCACUCCCGGCUGGCCGAAGGAGUAUCCACCCAACAAGAACUGUGUGUGGCAGGUGGUCGCUCCCAACCAGUACCGCAUCUCCAUGCAGUUUGAGGCCUUUGAGCUGGAGGGCAACGAGGUGUGUAAAUACGACUACGUUGAGGUGAGGAGUGGCCUCUCGUCCGACUCUAAGCUGCAUGGUAAAUACUGCGGCACUGAAGUACCCGAGGUCAUCACCUCACAGUACAACAACAUGAGGAUUGAGUUUAAGUCGGACAACACAGUUUCCAAGAAAGGCUUCAAGGCUCACUUCUUCUCAGACAAAGAUGAGUGCAGCAAGGACAACGGCGGCUGCCAGCACGAGUGCAUCAACACGGUGGGCUCGUACGUUUGUCAGUGUCGCCAUGGCUUUGUGCUGCAUGAGAACAAACAUGACUGUAAGGAAGCCGAGUGUGAGCACAAGAUCCACAGCCCCAGUGGGACCCUGAGCAGCCCCAACUGGCCGGACAAGUACCCCAGCCGUAAGGAGUGCACCUGGGACAUCACGGCCACGCCGGGCCACAGAGUCAAGAUUGCCUUCAACGAGUUUGAGAUCGAGCAGCAUCAGGAAUGCGCCUACGACCAUCUGGAGGCCUUCGACGGGGACAGCGACACGGCGGCCAUCUUGGGCCGACUGUGUGGCAGCAAAACCCCGGAGCCCCUCGUCUCCACCGGUAACAAGAUGUACCUCCGCUUCAUCUCUGACGCCUCGGUGCAAAGGAAGGGUUUCCAGGCUACGCACUCCACAGAGUGUGGAGGUCGUCUCAAAGCAGACGCCCGUCAGAAGAACCUCUACUCUCACUCCCAGUUUGGAGACAACAAUUACCCGGGUCACACCGACUGCGAGUGGCUGCUGAUGGCAGAGCAGGGCUACGGCAUCGAGCUCAGCUUCAUAACGUUCGAGGUGGAGGAGGAGGCCGACUGCGGGUAUGAUUACAUCGAGCUGUACAACGGAUAUGACGCCAACUCUCACCGACUGGGACGCUUCUGCGGUUCCGGGCCCAGGGAGGGGAUUUACUCGCCGGGGGACACUAUGUUGAUCCGUUUCCACAGCGACGACACAAUCAGCAAGAAGGGCUUCCACAUCCGCUACACGAGCACCAAGUUCCAGGAGAACCUUCACACCAGGAAGUAACUUCAGACCUCUGACCUCUGUGCAGCCCCGCCACUGUUACCCCCGACCUUCACCAUGGCAACGAGAAAAGUCCAGCUCAUCCCCUCCUCUCGGACUGUCCGCGGACAGCCGGAGGGAGGCCAUUCUCUCGCGAAUAUUUGUCUCCCUCUGCGGCUGCACGCCGGUCAUCGCACUCUGAGAUGGGACGGGGAAGGCGCAACGAGAUACCAACAAAUGUGGGGAAUUAUUCUGGAGGUUUUGUUUUUUUGUUUUGUUUUUUUUAUAACGGCUGCACGUCAAGCUGCCAACGUCCAGUGCACAAAGACUCUGCGGGAGAUUCAUAUCAGUUUACGGAGACAGUCAUGGUUGCACAAAAAGACUACAAGCACCCACACCCACUAGAUUCACACUCAGAACUACAAACUGUGGAUGUUAAAAAAAAAAAAAAAAAUAGUGCAUCCAAAAAAAGGGAGUCUUUCCUGACUCCCCGAUCCUUGAACUGUGUGACUUACUGUGAUCAGACGGCUGCUUUUCUUUCACCCACAGUCACUCACCAAAAAAAAAAAAAUAGAAAAGAAAAAAAAAACUGCUGACAAGACAUUUUUAUUGCCUUUGAUGCCUGGGAUCUGGACUCUUGUUUCCCAGCUCAGAACGGCUGCAGAUUAUUUUAUUUCAUGUCUUUGUAUUAUAAAAACCCAUCGUGUUUACCGUGUGUGUGUGUGCGUGCGCGCAUGUGUGUGUGUGUAUGUAACCGAGUGGAGUGUGGAGAAAAAGAGCAAACGGCUCGAGUCCGUCCUUCGCCCCCCUUAUUUUGUUUUUUUUGCUUAAAGCUUAUGCAGGCAACCAUCGUGGAACGGAGAGAAAAUAAGAAUAAAAACUUUCCUAUCGAUCUGUGAUGUUAAUGUUAAGCCUUGCGUUAUGUUGUGAGUGUUCGUACCACCUUGUGACAAAAAAACGAUCAACUUUCGUGGAUGUUUCCUCUUCUUUUUUUUUUUUUCUUUUCAGUGGAUGUCAGAAGGGAAUAUUUUUCACAGGCGUCUGUUGGAAGCGAGCGACGGAAGGAGAGACUCCCAUGGUGCUAAAAUUAAAAGAAUAAAUGAAUACACUGAAUGACUGGAUGAAGGUUUUCAAAUGGAGACUGCGUCGACAGCACUAGUCCUGUGGAACUACAAUAUUGCCUUAGAACCAAAUGUAUGCUAUCGGAGGUCGCUCCUUUGCUCUCGCACGGGUGUCUUGUGUCGGCCGAGUGUUUUUGAGGUUUCUUGGCAGCAUUAUUUGAUUUGAAUGGUUUUAUUGUGACAAAAAAAAAGAAGAAAAAGAAAAACAUGGGAAGUGUGAGAUAGAGCGUUUGCAGCGCAUGCGUGUGUCUUUUUUUUUUGUAGCUGCUCUCAGAGAGACUUGCACACACACUUAACCGUCCCCGACAAAAAAAAAGACACAGCUCAUGUUUUAUUGCAUUUUAUUAUUAUUAUUUUUCCCCCGUUCUUUUCUGUGUAUUUUUAAAAGAGAAGCAGAAAAGAGAGAUGGAGAGCUGCAGAGAGGACUGUCAGCUGCAUAAAGGUCGUCGUCUGUGUUAAAUGCAAAUGUGUAUGUACGUGUGUGUCGUAGGUGACUAUAGAUGUGUGUGCGUGCGUGUCUGUAAGUCGUAUGUGUUUAAGUUGAAUCAUUCAUCGCUGUACGUGCCAAGCUCCAGGUGACCCUGAUCCACUGUAGUCUUUGUUUUUAUCAUCCCGCCUCCUCUGUGUAAUUCAGAGACUCUGACAAGACGUCCUCGCAUCAGUCAUUAAAAUACAAACAGGUUCAAACUA
Messenger RNA from Mugil cephalus (flathead mullet), 5415 nucleotides. RefSeq names its product tolloid-like 1 (gene tll1). Gene Ontology annotation, molecular function: zinc ion binding; metalloendopeptidase activity; calcium ion binding. The transcript has 22 exons. The record is from RefSeq and is a predicted model, not a curated record. NCBI's taxonomy places the organism in Eukaryota, Metazoa, Chordata, Actinopteri, Mugiliformes, Mugilidae. Gene Ontology annotation, biological process: proteolysis. The coding region runs from base 542 to 3628 and encodes 1028 amino acids.